AUGGCACCUAUAUUUCAAUACACUCCUUUCCCCGUCCCGAGUCUAUACCGCCAGGACAAUGCAUUAAUCCCACCAUUCAUGUGGGCCAUGAGCGGCAUCGUAAUCGUUUUCACUGGCUUUAUCAUAUAUAUCGCGUACCGACAUAUCCGCUACCAUGGGCCCCAGGACACCGAACACUUCGAAUAUGAGCCUGAUACUAGACGCGACCUGAAGGCUGAGAUUGCGAAAGCCCGGCUCUGGAUACAUAUGGACUCCACAGAGGAGACGCCCAUUCCUUGGCUAUUUGGAGACGAUGGUGGGUCUGGGUAUGGGACGAUGGCGAGCAAGUCGCGUCGUGGUGAUUGCGAAUAUUGCGCACGUUGA
Trematosphaeria pertusa is the source of this 363-nucleotide messenger RNA. RefSeq lists its product as uncharacterized. Bases 1 to 363 code for a protein of 120 amino acids. The record is from RefSeq and is a predicted model, not a curated record. NCBI's taxonomy places the organism in Eukaryota, Fungi, Ascomycota, Dothideomycetes, Pleosporales, Trematosphaeriaceae. The transcript has a single exon.